Molecule: messenger RNA, 994 nt
Organism: Saitoella complicata NRRL Y-17804
Lineage: Eukaryota; Fungi; Ascomycota; Saitoellomycetes; Saitoellales; Saitoellaceae
Product: ubiquitin-conjugating enzyme
Exons: 3
Coding region: 456-944 (162 amino acids)
Source: RefSeq, a predicted model, not a curated record
CUUUUAAGACGUCUCGGUGCGGCUCCAGAUUAUCAAAAUCAACGACCUGCUGGACCAACUUGUUCUUGCCCGGGCCAUCGUAAACAGCUUCUCUGCGGCCGAUAGAUGUGACUCUUGACACGGCAGGACAAGCCAAAAGCUCCUUAAGUAUUUGCUCGCCGACAGCUCCAGUCGCACCCAAGAUCAAAGCCGAUGACAUUGUACGUGGGUGCAAUUGCGAAUGUAACGUAGACAAGGUUGCCGAUAUGUAUGAUGAAAUGCACGUCUCGAAUGACGCGUCCUUUGUACAUAGCCCAUAUUCUCGAAGAAGUUCUUUAUAUAGGGCGAUAAUUCCGGUCUUCGCUGCGUAUACCCUCCCUAUUUGCCGAGUACGGUACGUCAGAGCUGCUCUCCACACUGCAAGUCCAGACGUACCCAGUUCACGGGCAUACGCUUUGCAGUAGCAAUUGAGCAUCAUGACGACCCUAAGAAGAAUCCAGAAGGAACUUGCUGAAAUUCAUAGCAAUCCCAUCCCGAACAUCACUGCUUCUCCGAAGAGCGACGACGACCUGUUGCACUGGCAAGCCAGGAUUACCGGGCCCACUGGGACUCCUUAUAAGAACGGCAAAUUCGAACUAUCAAUUGAUUUCCCGUCCAAUUAUCCCUUCUCACCUCCCAUCAUCACAUUCGUUACGCGUAUAUACCACCCUAAUGUUUCCUCUGCGCCUGCACCGUCUUCUGGAAACACUGCCGGUGAUUCCAAUGUCUGCCACGCUUUGCUGAAGCCGUCCGAGUGGAAACCAUCUACAAAGCUUACCACGGUAUUGGAGGCUAUGGUGGAUCUCCUCAUAAACCCUAGGGCGGAUGAUCCCCUUGAGCCUAAUGUGGCCCAGGAGUAUUUGACGGACCAGAUUAAAUUUGAGAAGACGGCAAAGGAAUGGGUAAAGCGGUAUGCUUUGGCAUGAUUGGCGUAAUUGCGGCAAACCGGGGGUUCAAGGAGGACUGCAACACGAGC